This is a messenger RNA of Corvus hawaiiensis (hawaiian crow), 697 nucleotides long. RefSeq names its product Rab acceptor 1 (gene RABAC1). Lineage: Eukaryota; Metazoa; Chordata; Aves; Passeriformes; Corvidae. The record is from RefSeq and is a predicted model, not a curated record. Gene Ontology annotation, cellular component: Golgi apparatus. The transcript has 6 exons. The coding region runs from base 6 to 644 and encodes 212 amino acids.
CCACCAUGACGUCAUCGCGUAGCCCCGCCCCCCGCCACGCGUUCCUGCGGAUCCGGCCCCAGACCCCCCAAAAAACCCCAGAUCCCCCCAUGGCGGAGGCCAAGCCCCCCCCCAGGAGCUCCGUUCGACCCCGGGAGCGACCCCGGGCGGCGCUGGGCAGGCUGUCGCCCCCCGGGUGGGCGCGGGCGUGGCUGGAGGCGCGGCGAGCGGGCUCCGGCCCUGGGGGUCCUUCCUGGACCAGCGGCGUUUUGGGGUCCCCCGGGAUUUGGGGGAGCUCCUGCGGCGCCUGGGGCACAACGCCGAGAGAUUCAGAGCAACUACCUGCUGCUGUUCCUGGGGCUCGUCCUCUACUGCCUGGUCACGUCCCCGCUGCUCCUGGUGGCCGUCGGGGUCUUCGUGGGCGCUGCCAUCGCCGUCCGGCUGCGGGCCCGGGAGGCGCCACUGGUGCUACUGGGCGGGAGCUGACCCCCGCCCACCAGCUGGCCGUGGCCGGGGGGGUCUCCCUGCCCCUGUUCUGGCUGGCGGGGGCGGGGGCCGCCGUCUUCUGGGUGCUGGGAGCCGCCCUGGUGUUUUUGGGGUCGCACGCGGCUUUUCGGCAGCUGGAGCCCCCCGAGACCCCCGAGCUGCAGAUGGAGCCUGUGUGACCCCCCCCCCCCGAAUUAUUUGGGACCCCAAAAUCCAUCCCAAAAUAUCCCCG